AGCCUAGUGGGCGGGGGGAACGAUAGUUAGUUCCUCGGGCGCGACUUUGCGUUUGACCCUUACGGCGUCCUGUAGCUGCCCGAGAAGGAACGGGCAAAUUCCCGCCAAUUUGAAUCUCAGACUCUGAGGCAGUUAUGUCCUAUCCCCGGCUCGCCACCUCCCUCCUGUGACUGAGGGUAUUUAAAAAGUCAGCUCUUAAAGGGUUCAUUGCCAAUACCCAUCUGACUAUGUUGGAACCAAAGUGGGUCUAAGCACCCCUGGAUUUAGCCUGUUUAGGUAAAGAAGUUCUUCAAUAUGUGGAAUGAUAUUGAACUUCUGACAAAUGAUGACACAGGAAGUGGACGACUGAACAUAGGUUCGAGACAAGAAUGUGGAACAGCCUUGUACCAAGAGGAUACGCUAGUUAAAAUAACUUCCUCUGAAAAGGUCUUGUUAAAUCCAAAACUAUAUGCAUGCAACUCAAGUGAUGGCUGUAUUAUUGUGGCUGACAGAUCAGUAUCACUUCUUGAUAGCAUUUGCCAGUCUUUUCAGAUGCACAUUCAAUUUGAUACUGAAGUGGAUGUGGUUGGUUUGUGUCAAAAAGGACAGUUUCUUGUGGUCGGUGAGAGAAGUGGUAACCUACAUCUUAUUCAUGUACCAUCAAAGCAAACUUUGCUAACUAAUGUUUUGGUUCAGAAAUCUGAAAAUGAAAAGACUUAUCUAAACCUUAUUAUAGAAAAAGAUAAUGCAGAUGGAGGCAUCUAUCACAUAUUCAUUCUCACAAGCAAUGGAUUCUUUUACAUUAUGUGCCUCCCACUUGCAAAAAUUCAGGAAGCAAUUGACAAGAUGGACAUGAUUACAGCAAAGAAGUUACAAGGAAUGAUCAAGACUGCUUAUAUUUCUACAAAGGAUUAUCAUACCCUUGGUUGUCUGAAUUUUGUGAUUGGUUACUCGAUGAACAACAUCCUGCUGAUAAUUGGGGGUAAAGGUGACUGUGUGCUCUCCAAAUGGGAGGUGGAUCCUAGUAAAAACCUGGUGUCUGUUCAAAGUUUUGCUGAUUCAAGUAUGAUUAAAGAUGCAGUGCAAUUUCAAGUCAUAGACAACUUGUUGUUUGUCCUGGAUAAGGAAAACAUUUUGAGCAUGUGGGAUGUUUAUUCUCUUACUUUGAUUUGGGAUUGGCCUUUAGUUCAUAUUGAAGAAUUUCUUCUAACUACAGAAUCAGAUUCUUCUUCAGUCAUAAGGCAAGGGAUUGCCAGUCUUAAACUAAUAAUCUUGACAGUACCUGUUAACAAACAGAUGAGAAACCUCAUGGUUUUUUCGCUGCCUGCAAUGCACCUGCUCUAUUCUUUGGAAGUAUCUGAUGUUUCUUCACUGGUUCAAAGUGGAAUUAGCACAGAUACAAUAUACUUUUUGGAAGGAAUUAAUGAAAAUCACCAAAAGUCCCCUGAAGGCCCGGUGUCUGUUUUAGUACUGAGAAGUUUAACAGAAGCCUUGCCGGAAAACAGAUUAAGUCGCUUACUUCACAAGCACAAGUUUACUGAAGCUGAGAAUUUUGCUGUUCAGUUCGGACUGGAUGUUGAGCUUGUUUACAAAGUAAAAGCAAGUGCCAUUUUAGAGAAAUUGGCUUCAUCUUCCAUUGGGAGUUAUGGUCAAACAGUUUGGUUAGAUCUUGUGGAUGAAGCUAAAGAAAAUCUGCAUAAAAUACAGGAUAACCAUUUUGUCGUGAAUUACUGCAUAAAUACUCCAUGGCUGACGUAUGAAACAACUCAGGAAAUGUUAAACUAUGCUAAAAUCAGAAUCUUGAAGAGAGAUGAUAAAAUGAUUGCUUCCUUAUCUGAUGGGGUUCAAGUGUCCAUAACAGAAGUACUGAGAGCUCAAGCAAGGCUAACUACUUUCUAUGGAGCCUUUGGACCAGAGAAAUUCAGUGGAAUUGCUUGGACUGAAUUCUUGAAUAAUGAAGAUAUUUUCAAGAACAUCCUUUUUCAGCUAGAAGAAGGCAAUCUUCCUUGUGCGCAAUACCUCUGGCUUAGGCAUCAGGCAGAUUUUGAAAGCAGCUUUGAUGUGAAAAUGCUGGAGGACCUGCUUAACACAAUCUGUGCCACCAUUCCUAUAAAAGAACUGUGUCUGUGGUUUAAAAAUGUUGUGAUUCCUUUUGUAAGGAGGGUUGUGCCAAAAGGACAGAAUAUAUUAGCGAAAUGGCUGGAACAAGGAGCCCGAAAUCUUGAAUUAACUGAUAAGGUAAAUUGGCCAGAAAAUGGACUUCAAAUGGCAGAGGUGUUUUUUACAAGUAAAAAUCCAGGUGAACUGGGCCUGGCAUCUUCCUGGCGUUGGAUUCCCUUGAAGUGUGGUGAUUGUGAAGAGGUGCAUCGGUUAAAGAAGCUGGUGAAUGAUUUACAAGAAUUGGUAGAUCUCUACAGAAAGUACAGCUGCAAACUAGCGCUGUGUGAUUUUGAAAAGGAGAAUGCAAGUACAAUAGUAUUCCGCAUGUUUGAUAAAGUUUUGGCACCAGAGCUCAUUCCAUCCAUUUUGGAGAAGUUUAUAAAGCCAUACAUACGGGAACAUAAUCUACAACAGGAUGAACUUCUCUUGCGGUAUAUAAAGGACUUGCUAGAACGUUGUUGUACACGAUCUACAUCCGUGUUUGAAACUGCGUGGGAGGCAAAGGCAAUAGCUGUCAUUGGCUGCAUAUCUGACACAGAUCUGAUAUUUGAUGCAGUACUGCAGAUAAUGCAUGGUGCUGUGGUGCCUUGGAGUGCCGCUGUGGAGCAGCUGGUGAAGCAGCAUUUGGAAAUGAAACAUGUCAAAGUGAAGUUAUUGCAGGAAAGUUCCAGACUGAUGGAGAUGAAGAAGCUGUUACGGGGCUAUGGAAUAAGAGAUACUAAUCUUUUAAAGGACAAACAGAUGAUAAUGAGACUCGUGAAAUACAUUCUUAAACAAGAUACCCCUACUUCUUUGGAAGAUGCUUUGAACAUUGUAGCAGCAUACAUGUUGCCAAGUGUGGAAGUCUAUAUUUUGAGGAUGGUGGACCUGAUUGAUCGAGAUAGGGGAGAGGAAUCUCUAAACUUAUUAAAAUCUCUGCCUCUUGCUGAAGCUGAGAAAGUUGCAGAGAGAUUGUCUAUAUGGGCAAGACUGGUAUUACAGAAAGAAGCAGAUAAUUCUGAAGAGCACAAAACACAAAUGUGUGUAACAAAGACACUUGUGGAGGUUCUUAAAUUCCUGCUUAGCAUUCAGAAAGAAAAUCCUCUGAAGGAAGAUGAAUGUAAAGCAAACUUAAAAAUGUUUGAAACACUUGCUAGCUUGCAGGAGGAUUUUGGUAUCUUUAUUUCAGUCAAGGAUUAUGGGAAUCAUUUGUUGAUGUCUCAGCUCCUUGAAGAGCACAUAAAAGCCUAUGAAAGUAUCCAAUCCAUGGCAAAAUCUAGAAAAAUGCAAGCAACAAAUUCCAAAGAUGACAGUAAAACAAAGAACCGUUCCACUGAAUCAAGACUUUACAGACUAGCUUUGCUUCUGCAAAGGACAGAGCAAGAGUUGGGGGCAAAGCUGGCACUGAGGUCAUUAGAUGCUGGAAAAAUUGAAGAGGCACUAAAGAUAUGCAGAGAUUUAUAUGAACAUCACUAUAAUGAACAAACAGGGAAGUUGCUGUUUUUAGCUUGCCAAAAGCUUUGUCAUAUGUUGGGAGCCGACGUUCCAAUGAUCACACCUAAAGGACUGAACUUUCCAGCAGUGAUAAAUGAGAUGGCAUGCCAAGCAGCUACAAUAUGCAGUCCAGAUCUGUUAUUAGAUUCUCUGGAGCUAUGUAAAUAUACAUUGGCUGCUAAGGAAAUUUACGGGCAAUGCCAAAUAGAAAACUAUGGAUUUAUAGCAAAGGCAGCAUCUUUUGGAGCUGAUAAGGAUCCUUAUGAAGAAUGGACUUACGAUGAUUUCUUUAGUGAAGAUGGAAUAGUUCUUGAUCCACAGAUGGCGCUCCCAGUUGCAUAUGAAACUAUUUCUUCCCUUGUGCCUGUUGCUGAUAACAAGAUGUAUCCUUUGGACUCUGUAAGCUUGGCAAACUGUCCAUUUAUUAAAGGACAGAACCUCCUGUUGCCAGUCAAAACGCCCAUCUGUGCACUGCUUCAGAACCUAAUGGAAUGCAGUCAGUGUGAGUUAGCCUUGCGACUAAUAGUCUGUCUGUUUGGAUCCUGUCUUCAGCACUGUGUAUCAAACAACAUGGAUAUGUGCCUGGGUGAGAAGUUACAUGAUGGCAAAAUGCUAGCUGAUGCCAAAAGCUUUCUUAUUGCUAUGAAACAAAAGUCCACUUCAGUGAUUGUCGCUGCUGUCCUGGCCUUAUUACACAAGGUUUUCAACUGUCGUUUGAUAGAUCAUAACCUGGCAUUGGGUUACUGCACAAUUUUGCCCAAGGAAGAUAUGUUUGAAAAUCUCUGGAAUGUCAUAAACAACACAAGACACAAUUACAACAAAAUUCUGGCAGUAGCUCUGGUUGGAGCGCAGCUUGCUAGUCACUAUGGUGAAGCAGGAGAGAGACAAAAAUUUGAGGAAUUAAUUACUGAUGCAGAGUGGGGUAUCCAGUUUGGUAAACUUGGUAUUUCUUUCCAGACUGUAUUUAGGCAGCCAUCAGUAAGAAAGAAAGAACUCAUAAGAACCCUGGUACAGAAUCCGAAUGUAGACACAGACCUUAUAUUGAAAUACUGCAGAACUUUCAUGUUGGACAGUGAUGCAGCACUGCAGCUUUGCAUUGAAACACUCCUUCUCCAGAGUGCUAAUGCAAAUCAGGUUGAAGGAGACUCUGCAGGGGAUACUGUGAAGCAGCCUCAUUCCACACUACUGGCCAAAUCAGUAAAAAUAAUUCCUUUACUGAAAAGCACAAAAGACCUGGUCAUUAGCCUCAGUGGAAUACUGCACAAGCUUGAUCCAUAUGACUAUGAAACUAUAGAAAAUGUCCUGAGAGUGAUACAAAGAGCUGAUGAAAAUAGCACAAGUAUCCAGCUUAACCAGGCUUUGAGCUUAUUGAAACACCUGGAAUCCUAUAAAAGAACUUCCCCUCCUGUGGAUCUGGAACACCAAUAUACUUUAGAGCAUGUGAUUUCCCUGUCUCCAGCUGCUCAAACCAGGCUUCCUUUUCAUUUGAUAUUCUUUAGAACCACGCAGUGUUUCUGGAGUAUUAUAUCUGCAGAGCUUACUGAGGAGUCCUUCCCAACUCUUCUUUUGAUUUCCAAACUAAUGAAGGUUUCACUGGAUACCCUAUAUAUGUCAGCAGCCAGGCAUGUCUUUGAAAAAAAAUUGAAGCCAAAAGUAUUUGAACUGACAAAAGCUGGAUGUUCAUCAGUGAUUAACAAGGAAACUACUAAAACAGUGCAAACCAUUCAAUCCUACCUGCUAUCCAUAGUUAAUCCAGAAUGGGCUGUAGCUAUUGCUCACAAGAUUGCACAAGAACUUCCAACAGGGCCUGACCAGAUUCAGGCAUUGAAAUUCUGUCUCUAUUUAGCUGAGAAAUGGCUAACGAAUACUACAACUAAGGAUGAAUCGCAUGAAAAAGCUGAAAUACUGCUGAAGAAGUUACGUAUGCAGUACAAGAGAUCAGCCACAGAAACUGUGCUAAUAACCCACAAAUUAAGCACUGCAGAGCAUCUGAAACUUACUGGAAAGCCAGCAAAUCUUAUUGCUUUACUCUAUGAGCACAGCAGCAUAAACCAAAGGAUUCAAAAUCCAACCAGCCGAGAUUAUCCAGAUAUUCAUGCAGCAGCUAAGGAAAUAGCUGAAAUUAACAACUUGGAUAUGAACAAAAUCUGGGAUAAAUUGCUUGAAAAAUGGCUGUGUCCAAAUAUACCAACAGAUGAAAAAACUCAAAGUUUUGGGGAUGUACAGGAAGAUGAAGAACUCAGGAGAGUUAUAUAUCUACUUCAAUCACGCCCAAUGGAUUACAGCUCAAGAAUGCUUUUUGCAAUUACAACAUCUGCCACAUCUCCUAUUGGUGUGAACCAGUUGACAUUUGCCCAGAGAAGCAGAGCUCUUAAGUGUCUGAUCUACUUAGCAGAUGCAGAUACGGUUGAAUCACUGUUUAAGAAACCCAUUGAGAAAGUAAAAUAUUUUCUACAAUGCUUCAUUUAUCUGGCAGAGUUUGAAACAUUGAACAUUCCAUACACCUAUGAAUCCUUUCACAGGAGUCCUAAAGAAGGAAUGAUUAAGGGACUGUGGAAAAACCAUAGCCACGAACCCACGGCUGCCAGACUGGUGACUGAACUUAGUUUAGAAUAUAAAGUGUAUGAUCCUCAACUCUGGAGUGGCUUACUGCAGAAACUACUUGGUUUCGAUAUGAUUCAUUAUCUCAGGAAAGUUUUGAUAGCAAUUACUGGGGUUCCUUCAUUAUGGCAGAUUCCUAACUUUAGCCGAGCUUGGAGAAGUGUAAUUCUGGCACCAUUUCUUGCAGCUUCUUGUCCACCAAGUCCUAAGCAGUUAGAGGCAUGCUGUGAAUGUUUUGUGGUUCUACUGAAGUGUCCUGUUCUAGCUGAUCUAGAUAUACUUGGAAUUGCAAGGCAAUAUGCACAGCUGGACCUUACAGCUUUUGCUCUGGGAUGCUUGCUGCUGAUUCCCCAGACUGCGAAGAGAGAGCAACAGAUUCAGGGUUUCCUAUCUUCAUGUAACCCAGAGACUGUCCUACAGCAAGUAGAUGAACACAUGAACACUGGUGAGGUAGCAAGCUUUGCAUCACAGAUUAGAUGUUUAAUUCUGGACAACAUCAUAAACGAGAAACAGUAUGAAAGAUUUUUGAAAACAAAAUACUUCUUAUUAUUGAAGCUACAAGUGAUGAACACUCACAGAGUGAAAGAACUAGUGGAUUACCUUGCCACCAAGAGCUGCAUGGAUGAUGCAGCAGCCCUAAUUAUAGAAUAUCAAAAACGAUGUGGAAAUCCUAUUCUGGCAGAUAGGUCAUCUUGUGAUAUUUUGAAGGUAAAAGGCUCUAGUUAUCAGACUUAUAGGUUUCAGUAUUUUCUCUUUAAACUAAGACAUUCAUUCAGACUAAAGAACAAGAUGCUCUUGGACCAGUUAAAGACUCUAUAUUCGUUAUUUUUCUAAGUUUCAAAUAUGCAAAUAAUCUAUGCAAUAUUUCUUACAUAAAAAGUGAAUGUUAUCCCUAUUUCAAUGCUCCUUUCCCAUUUUCCUAUAAAAACUUAUCCUUUUGUAAUACUUCUAUUCCUAUAAAAAGUUACUAAACUCUUGUGUGUUGCUCUUUUCUUCCCCUCCAGAUGUUUCUGAGUGGACCAGAGUAGACUUCUGUAUUCCCUUACUGGAAACAGCUACCCAGAGGAGCAAGUAACUUGAUCUAUAUCCCUUCUCUUUCAGGGGCAAGAUUGUUUCAAACUGCAUUGGUCACAUGCAUGGUGUUUAAAGGGGAACUAAGCUGAAACCUCUUAAGUACCCUUUCAACAAAAGUUACCAUUUAGACUUUUUUUUAUUGCUCCUAGCUAACAGACGUUCACAUUAGUUUAAGUGUGCUGUCCCAUGUGAAAGAGUUAAAGGCUUCACUUACAUUUGUAUGACCUCUUCCUUCUCUUCCGCUUCCCCCACAUUUGUAUGACCUCUUCCUUCUCUUCCGCUUUCCCCUCCCAUACAACUUGGUUUAAUCUCAGCACUUCAAUACUGGAAAUAAUUAAGUAGGAAUUUUAAACUUCACUUGCUUUCAAGAGUUACAUGAAGUCAUUGCUGAGGCUUUCUAAUUCUCCUCAAUGUCAGGUUUUUUUGCUUUGUUUUUUAAACAACCUUUCUUAUUUGCAAAUCCUGUUAAGAUAAAAUUCACUUUGUAUAGCUAUAUGAUAAGGGUUUCUAAACAAGACUGUAAAUGUUAGUGUAUCUUAUGUAAAAUAUUUUGUAGAGUUGGUUUUCAUUCAAAGAUGGGCACAAAUAAAACAGAUAAAGCUCAAAUUCUGAACUUAACUUAGAAAAUACUAAUGUUUGUAAUGUAAACUAGCUGAGACAUUCUCCCCUGAGUUUCUAUACAUGCUACUUGAAUAGGGUAAGCUGAUACUCAUUUCAGUGAAAUUAAUAUUUUAGAUAACUUCUCUAAAACCAACAGGGUAUUUAAAUAAACAAUUUAACUGCCAUUAAGUUUUAUUGUGACACUAUUCUUUCUUUGAGACAAAGUAUGGAUGAAUUCCUCCAAAGAAAACUGAAUACCUUACUAAAACUGAGUGGAAACAUGCCACUAAACUGAGUAUGCUUAAAAUAGAUGCAAAAUAGAUAUAAGGGCCCAGGUUGGUUGUAUCUUUAAGACCCAUGUAUAUAUUCUAGUAAUCAUACUAACAAAAGUUAUAACCAGAUGGCCAUUUGAUUAGUCUAGCAAUAGUUGUUUUUCAGCUGUCAGCUAAUGCAGACUGAACAACACAGUAAAACAGAUAAGGGACUGAGUUGAGUAAGUGUUACUCAAGCUGAGUGAGAAGGAAACUAGAAAAAGCUUUGGGUUUGCAUCAUACUAAGUUGUCUAACAAAUUAAUUGAGUUAUAAGAAGAUACACCUCCAAUCCUACAAUAAAUACUUACAGCACGUGAAAGGAGAAUCACGCUCUUUGGUGGCAGGCAUAAGCAACAGAACUAUCCUACUAUGUGGAGCUUGGGUUGAGCAUUUUCAACUGAGAAUAGGAAAUCCACAAGUCCUAGUCCUCCAAAACCAAUUUUUGGGGUCUAAAUAAAUGAACUAUGGUCUUAAACUUUCUAAAGAUGAAUAAGUCAAGUGAAACUAAAACUGUCUAAAUUCUUGUACACAGACGGGACCACUUCUAUAUAACUUCAGUUUAACAUUUUAUCUUGAUAUAUUUUUUCCUUUAAAUCUGGAGUAAGUAAGGCAAAGGUAAUCAGAUGGUCAUUGGUUAAACUGAUACCAGUAACUGAAGAUAGUUUGUGUAUGCUCCAAAACUGGUUGUGCAGUGCUUUAGAACUAGUUUAUGAUUUCACAGAGAAGUUGUACUCUAAGUAACAAAAUCUUAUUAUUUAGUUUUAUCCUGGUAGUUUCAGGAACAGUAUUAAAUCAUUUUACUCUUGCUCUUGGCUUAGACACUAAUCUGAGUGAGAAAUAUUAAAUGUGGUUUGAAACAAACAUGUUAUGGCUCACUUCUUAAGGUUUGUCCACACAUGCUUCAUUUUAGCUAUUCCAAAAUAAUUUUGUGCGGCCACUUACUCUGAACUCAAAAUGCCAGUUUCAAAGUGGAUUAAACUAAUUCCAAACAAUAAACUCUUAUUCCACCACAUAGGGCAUAUUUCAGAAUAGCAACUGCACUCUAAAUUCACACCCUACUUUAAUCCAAUAUAAAUUUCACAGGUUAGACAAGUCUUUUGCUGUCAAGAGGCUUCAGCUAAUUUUUUUCCAGAAAUGGAUAAAUUACUAAAUUGCAUUAAAUGUGCAGGUUCUGUAAAUGCUAUUACCAAAAGCAGAGUACUGUCACAAGUGUAUCAGUAAUUCAGUAUAUUUUAAAACAAUUUCAACAGUUCCACAUAACUUCGCCUUAAUGGUUUAUCAUUCAAAAUUAAGUUUUAUAUAAAUAAAACCUGACAUUGAAAAACAAGUUUAUUACAACAUUUAAAAGGUAGUUAUUUAACAAGACUCAUUGUACACCUAUGGCAUUUUGCACCAUAACAGGAUAUUUUACAAGCUGAACCAUACAUAGAAAACAAGAGUGUGCCAUUGUUUGGAAGCUAUGUAUUAUAAACCAGUUAUAUUGCUAUAGGCUACAAGCAGUUAGAAAGUGUUUAAUACUGCAAACAAUCAAAUAUUGCAGACAAUUUGUGGUUCUUGAAUGCUUAGUUACUUGACUAGAACAAGAGGGAAUGAGAUGGUAAAGAGCACCAGAAGAUUCAUUUUAGGGUUUUUUGUACUCAAUUCUUUCUACUUUCACAUCAUCUCCAAUUAGUUGAUACACAUAAGUAACUACUGUGGAAGCUUGGAUAUCCAUCAGCACAAAUGAAGGAAUGAUGUUGCUGGAAAGAAAAACGGAUUGUUAAUAUCAGGUAAUUAUAAAACUCCAACAUUAGGUAUUUCUCAAAGCUAGAUUCCUUAAUAUGAGUUGCUCCAAGGAAUUUGGAUUUGAAUUUUAUAAGCAUGAUCUAACAAGUUGGAAAACAAGACUAGGUAUUUCUAAAUCCAUUUGCUUAAGAUGAGUUUGUUGACGGUAUUGUAGGAAAAUCCUUGACACCAACAGCACAAUGUAUUUGCUAGAUAACGAAAUAACCCUAAAAAUUAAUUUAUGCACAGCAGCUGUUUCCUCUGAUAGUUAACAUCACUGCUGGGGAUUAUCCGUUCAACCUGACAAAGAUUAGGAAGGCUUUAGUUAUUACUUUCUAGUCUGUGUGCACAGGAAAUAGGUAGUGACAAUGAAUACACACAAAUGCUGAGCAGCUGUUUUCAGCCUUUUCUUUUCUAGACCCAAACCUUUGGUAAGUGAUACAGAAAUGCAAUAUUGACAUUUCAAAAAAUAAAUUAAUGUUAGUGUGUAUAAGGCUUGAAGAUAAACAUGUAUCUUGGUAACUGGUGUAUUAGAGAACUGUUAUUACUGUAAAAUUAGUGCUGAUGAACAAUGAUGGGUGUGAUAUAAAAACCUAGAUAAAUUGACAGCUGUCCAACUUAUUUUAACUCACUUCUCCAAGGCACUAUAAGCUCCUGUGGCUGACCCGGGGUUGAUGUAGAAUUUGUUUUCAUGCUCAAACGCCUCAAAUUUGUGUGUAUGCCCUGAAAUUAAAAUGUCCACAUCAAACUGCCUUUGUAGCAGUGCCAGGCUGGCCAUAUCUCCCCACGGUAUAACUUGAUGGCCAUGGAUCAGCCCAAUUUUGAAUUGCCCAACGGUUACAACUUUCUGUUCUGGAUAAUUCAGGUUCUAAAAAUUAAAAACAAAUAUACAACAUACAGAUUACAUAUACUGAAACAGACUCCAUCUUCAGAAGGAAUUAAAUUAUUUGCUAUGUAUUCAUAUCACACAAAAAUCUGCUGCUCCUGAGAAUGAUCUAAAGAUCUUCUUCAACUUAAGUUUUUCUUCACUGAAGAAUGUAGAAACUUCUAGCAGGAAUACCACACCCAGCCAGAAAUCAACUGCAUCAAAGCCAAAUAUGUUGACUCAAAGGUGGCACCAAGACUGAAAAGCUUACAGAAAUACUGAAAUAAUAAAAUUAUUUACAGUUUAAAAAUAAAUUUAGAAUUACAAAACCGCAUUUGACCAAGGAACUUCAACAUUUUGGCAACAGCGGCUAUUUGAUGGCAAAUAGGUUCAGCUAUUUUAUUAAAUGUUUAAUCAAAUAUAAUUAAAUAAACCAAACUACAGACUCUCCCCGGGUUACGCAAGACCCGACUUACGCAAAUUGUUCAUAAGCCAGAAAUAGGAUUUUCGAGUUGCGGAAAUUUUUGUGUAACAUACGGGUACACAUUUCCGACUCACGCAAAAUUCGAGUUACUUAAGGCUUUCCAGAACGGAACGAUUGCGUAAGUCAUGGGGCAUCUGUACAUGAAUUCAAGAGUCAGCUUUGUCCUUGUUGGGCAUGAGGUAAGAACUAGGCUUAAGUCAUUUCACUGGUUAUGACUACACAGUACUGCUUAUUUGCUUUUUACCCUGUUCUUUAUUAAGUAACUGUAACUGUCUCAAUUUUGUCCUUUUCCUUAAAUGGUGUAAAAGGUGUUAUAAACAA
Molecule: messenger RNA, 11633 nt
Organism: Chelonia mydas (Green sea turtle)
Lineage: Eukaryota; Metazoa; Chordata; Testudines; Cheloniidae
Gene: KNTC1
Product: kinetochore associated 1
Exons: 64
Coding region: 295-7047 (2250 amino acids)
Biological process (GO): mitotic sister chromatid segregation; protein localization to kinetochore involved in kinetochore assembly; mitotic spindle assembly checkpoint signaling
Cellular component (GO): kinetochore microtubule; RZZ complex; cytoplasm
Molecular function (GO): small GTPase binding
Source: RefSeq, a predicted model, not a curated record